Cydia amplana is the source of this 1361-nucleotide messenger RNA. RefSeq lists its product as uncharacterized. The transcript has 6 exons. NCBI's taxonomy places the organism in Eukaryota, Metazoa, Arthropoda, Insecta, Lepidoptera, Tortricidae. The coding region runs from base 11 to 1279 and encodes 422 amino acids. The record is from RefSeq and is a predicted model, not a curated record.
AAUAUCAGUUAUGGAUUUAAGUGCACAAGAGGUUAUCGACGGGAUCCUCUCCAAGGAGGCUACCGAGACUCCAUCGGACUCGGUCAAACUAGAGGAACUGGACCUCGAGCUGCCUAAAUGGUUCGACGAGAAGAAAUACAACCAAGGCCGCCGCUUCUACUGGGACAACUGCUUCUCGCUGACGUCAUCGAUGCUGAUGGGGCUGCUGGCCGUGCUGGCGGUGCCCUCCAUCCUCAAGAUCCUCAUCAGCUCGCGCCGCUCCUCCUCGCAGUACACCAGCUACAAGCGAUACCUCUCCACUAUUCUACACACCAGUUCCUGGUUUGAGUGUGAACUCAAACCUGGUACGACGGCUUGGAAGUCGCUGUACACAGUCCGCAGCCGCCACCUGAAGGCCGGGCUCGCCGCCAAGCUGCAGGGCCUGGGGGCGGUCUCGCAGCGCGACAUCGCGCUCACCCAGUUCGGCUUCAUUGGAUUUUCCAUUCUCAAGCCGGACAAGUUCGGGGUGCGACAGACCGAGGAGUUCGACUGGGACGCCUACUGUCACACGUGGGCCGUCAUUGGACAUAUGAUCGGGCUGCAGGAUAGGUACAACCUCUGUCGCAGAAACGUGGAAGAGACCCGGCAAGUCUGUCAGGGGAUCCUCGACAGGGUUUACACGCCUUGCCUGGAGAACGUGCCAGAGUACUUCGAGCACAUGGCUCGAGUUCUGCUCGAGUCCAUGUGGUGCGUCAACCCUACCAUCAACGUCGAGUCGGCUUUAUACGCAGUGAGGGAAAUGGCGGACGUGCCCGGGUACAUCUAUACAGAGGCCGACAGAAUACAUCUUCAGAGGAGAAUUAGAGAGAAACUCAAGGGAAAACCGAUAGAUUCAGGCGUGGACUCUUGUGAGCUCAUCUCGGCGCCGGCCGUGGAGGGGCUGCCGACGCGCGCGCCGCGCCUGCUGCGCCUGCGCGACUACGAGACCAUCGACCACGCCCCCGAAUACAGCUCCCUCCCUUUCUGGUCCAAAUACAAUUUGAAUUUCAUCUAUCUCAUCAUGUUCUUCCACACAACCUUCCUCGGCCGCAUCUACUUCAAAUUAAACUAUCUAUAUAGCCUCUGGUUGAUGAAAUACUGCCCGUAUUUGGCGUUCUUCAAGUUCGGAAUAAGGAAUUCCUUUGUUAAUAUCUUCACGGAAGAUCCCACGGAUGAUACGAAGCCGAAGCCCAAUUCGGAGUACAACAAACCGAAGCCUCCGGAAACGUGGUCUAGAAUCAUUUUAGGCGCGUUUUGGUGAAUUUGUGGUUUUUAAAUUUGAUGCCAAUGACCAUAAAUUAAUGAGUCUUGGCUUACGCUUAAAUGAACAAUCUUUGACCUCA